Poecilia latipinna (sailfin molly) is the source of this 3404-nucleotide messenger RNA. RefSeq names its product perforin-1-like. Gene Ontology annotation, cellular component: membrane. The transcript is spliced from 5 exons. The coding region runs from base 1453 to 3204 and encodes 583 amino acids. The record is from RefSeq and is a predicted model, not a curated record. Gene Ontology annotation, molecular function: wide pore channel activity. Gene Ontology annotation, biological process: immunological synapse formation; defense response to virus; T cell mediated cytotoxicity. Lineage: Eukaryota; Metazoa; Chordata; Actinopteri; Cyprinodontiformes; Poeciliidae.
UGUUUUUUGGUGCUGCACCAUUACCUAGCAACCCCAGCUGAGCUUGGCCUGGUUACCUAGCAACCCCAGCUCAGCCUGGUCCCGUUACCUAGUGACCCAAGUGGAGCUCCAGCAUGUUUGGUCAACUAAUUUUUCCGCUGUAUGGGAAAGUCAGCUGUUCUGUUGCUGACUUAGCAAUUCAGAAAAGAUGCUUGUAUCAGUAGCGCCUGCAGCUGCACCUUGAAAUAUUACUUUAAGUAAAUAAAGAAAAGAAUAGGUUUGGGAUUUUUUAUUAUCUAACCCUCUUUACUAUUAGCUAAAUUGUGGAGAAAAAAAGAUCUUAUGUGUCAACACAUCUUGCAGCAUCAGAGCAGUCAUUUGGAUCCUGCCUGAGAUUUCUAACGUGCUUGGUUCUGGCAAGGUCGCCCUUUAUGACCUUUUUUUGUGGUUUCACGAACUGAAGAGGUAAUGGGUCACCCGGUUGGCCGACAAUGACAUCUGCUGCCCCCUACUGCCCCCUACUGCAUCUUACUGCCUAAACUAAACAGUUAAAUCUAGUCAAAACGUUUGCAAAAAUAGUUGAAAUUAAGCAAACAUCAUUAGUUCACCUUCUCCUCCUCUGGACGUCGCAGACACACCACAUGGGUAGGCUUUGCUUUCAUGUCUUUGUGUUGGAGAUGUGGUUGUGCUCUUGUGGGUCAGGUGCAGUGAUAGUAUUGUGACUACCCUCCAUAAUAUCCUGCAGGCGCCUCUGGUUUGUAUAAUGUUCAAAGACGGUUAUAAUUCUUCUAUUUGCAGCCACUGAGUUGGGGCUGUGGCCAGCAGCAUUUUAUACGGAUUUAAAGUGACAGACGCCCUAAAAAAGCUCAUUCUGAACUGAGCAGACCAAGAAUGAUUUUUGCAACAAAAAAAUGUAAUGAACAUGUUUUGUAUAGACCAUAGACCUAUUCUAAUCUGUGCAAGGAAGAAUAAAGGUCACCUCAAGUUCUUCAAAGGUGGUACAACUGUCACUGUGUGUGGUUUAUAUUCUACUGGUGCUUUUCUGUUUUGUGUAUCUCUUUUUCCUUUCAGCUGAUUUAAUAGGGCCUAACUUUUUCUCCAACAGUCUGACUUAGUUUUUCUCCUCUUCUCAUAAAAUAUGACUACAUCCAUCCACUAUUUCAGGGAAAUGACAUAUUUUUUGGUCUCUGGUUUCUCUCUGACUGAUAAACUGGCCUGAGUUUCCUCUCGUACGUUAUACAUAUGAGUUUACAUCGACCACUUGCUGCUCUGAGGAAAAGCAUACGAAACCUUUCAACCACACUUUUUUUAUGUUCUUCCUGCACUCGUUUAAGACCACUGUCACCUCAACCCCCUCACCACCUCCUGCCCCAUUUCUCUGAACGUUAAACGCUUUAUAUCGACAUAUGUUCACUCAGUUUCACUCCUGCACAAAGAACAGGCAACAGAUCGUUUACUUCCAAGGACAGCAGCAUGUUCCUGUUGAGUUUUUCCAUCUUUGCCGGCUUCCUGCUCUGCCUCCCUCAGUAUUCGACCGCAGCCUGCACUGAAGGAAAGCCCAGAGAGUGUCAGGAGGCCGAAUUCGCUCCUGGAUCCAACUUAGCUGGGGAAGGCUUCGACAUCACCAAGAUGGAGCGAAAAUCUGCGUUUGUGCUCGACAUGAAUCAGUGGAAACGCAAAGACAAGACUUGCACCCUGUGCACUAACCCGUUUCUGGAGGGCAAAAAGAUGAAGCUGCCCCUGUCCGUGCUGGACUGGAGGGCCAAGCAGACCUGCAGUGCUAAAGUUUCCUCCAAGCUCCACAAAUCCAGCGAGUCUCUGGUCAGCUCCAGCACCUCCUCUGUUGAGAACAACUGGAAGACCGAAUUAGAAGUCGAAAUGAAAGGUAAAUCUGGCAGCCUGAUGCUGGCUGGGACCACAUCGAAGGUGGCUGAAUAUUCCAUGGAGAAAACAAAGAAUGACAAGUUCAGCUUUGCGAGUACCAGCAUGUACUGUGAGUACUACAGCUACAGAGUGUCCAGCACUCCCAAGUUGAACAGAGAUUUCAACAAAGCAGUGAAAAAGCUUCCUAAAGUCUACAGCCCAGAAUACAAGUCCAGAUUUUACACGCUGAUUGAUGUUUUUGGCACCCAUUACAUCACCAAGGUGAAGCUGGGAGGACAGAUCAAGUCUGUGACCAGCAUCGCGAAUUGCGAAGCGAGUCUGCAGGGUCUGAGAACAGAGGAAAUCCAAAUGUGUCUGGAGGCCGAAGCGUCUGCAAGCAUCAAAGUUAAUAUAAAAGCAGAGACAAAGCACUGCCAGACGUCUGCAGAUAAACUGGACAGCAAGAAAUCCUUCUCCGACACCUUCAGCGACAGGUUCACAGAAAUAAAAGGUGGGCUCACCACAGACUCGGACCUUCUUUUUUCCGCCAACAAAAACCCAGACGCCUACAAGGAAUGGCUCACUUCGGUCCCACAGUAUCCAGACCUCGUUUCGUAUUCCCUCUCCUCGCUCCACGAGUUGCUCCCUGAAAACACUCCGGUCAGGAAAAACCUGCGCAAAGCCAUCAGCCAUUACAUUUUGGAGAAAGGCCUGUGGAGGAACUGCAGCGAGCGCUGUCAGGCCGGAAUACGGACCGACUCCAAGGACUCCUGCGUCUGCCAGUGCCACAACGAACCAGCGGUGAACACUGACUGCUGCCCGACCCGGAAGGGAAUGGCCCGCAUCUUUAUAACGGUGGUAAAGGCUGAGAGUCUGUGGGGGGACCACAGCAGCGGCACGGACGGCUACGUCAAGGUCUUCCUCAACAAAGAGGAGGUUUACCGUUCUUCCGUCAUUGUAAACAACAACAGCCCGAAGUGGGGCGCCAUCGUUGACCUAGAAACCAGGGACAUCUCUUCUGGAAGCGUCGUGCGGUUUGAAAUUUGGGAUGAAGACAACAAAUGGGACGACGACCUGCUGGGAGAAUGUGAGCGACGCCUGUCUGCCGGAGUCUUAGAAGACGUGUGCCCUCUCCAACAUGGCCGAUUCUACUUCAAAUGGGAAGUGAAGUGUAUUCCGAGUCUGACCGGAAGUUUGUGCACCGAGUAUAACAAGUCGCGCAUGAGGGAAAGCCUGAGGAGCCUGUACGUGUCCCGUCACGCCCACCCGAUCCCGAAAUCCGUGCUGGUGGAGAUGGGAGUGUUUGUGGAUGAAGGGAGCUCCCACUGGAACCAGAGCCUGGCUGGCAAAACCUCGGUGUGAGCGGCUUUUAUCCACAUUUAGCCCAGCAAGUUGGCAUUAUUUCCAAUAUAGCGGCCUGUUGGCAUGUUAAUGAUUAAACUGCACAGCAAUAAUGUCGGGCUGGGCGAUAAAUUGACUUGAUCGAUUAAUCGAAUCUUUGGUUUUUGAAGAUUUAAUUAUUGGAAAAUUUGGGGGGGGGGGGGUUCUUCUUUUCUUUUUUG